ACUGAGACAAUAUCUCGAAAAUUUAAGAAACCAGACAAUCUUCCUAGUCCUAGAAAUUCAACAAAAUAAAAAGAAAAUGCAAGAACAGGGGAGACCAGUGGGUAGUUCCGAUUUCACAAUUCUGUCUGGUAAUGAUGGUUUCUCCAACAGAUGUAAGGAUGUGUUUAGCUGUCUACAAACCUUGGAGGACAAACAUGUCGCUCACGACAAAUCUAUCAGCGAGGAAGGAAGUCAACACCUUUUAAAAGCUGACCCAACUGUUGAAGAUACUGAGACAAUAUCUCGAAAAUUUAAGAAACCAGACAAUCUUCCUAGUCCUAGAAAUUCAACAAGUAGGCUUCAAAAGUCACAUGAGGAUGAAAGAAAAGGGCUCAAGAGGCCAUCUUCUGAACUGUAUGUUCCUCCAUAUAAAAAGAGGGGAGACAACCCUGAGUCAGAUAAUAAGUCAAGUAAGACAGAUUCAGACUUUAAACUUCCUCCACAAAGAUUCCCGAACCAAAGAAAAAACAAAGUUCCUGAUUUUAAACUAAACCCCAACAAGUGGAAGAAGUACACCUUAGAGGAUGUUUCGAAUGAGGAUAUGAGUCAAGCUGCGAACACACAGGCAGCCUUCGCCUUCCUCGAGGAGAGGAGGAAGCUGAGGGAGGCUGCUGAUGGGAAAGAGGAGGAGGUGAAGGCUGAUGUUGAAGGCGGAGCAUGUUCACAGGGCGCUAUUGUUUUUAAAAGACCUACCAAAAAGGGAGGUAAUAAACAGGACUCUGUUUCAACAAAAAUUAAAUCGGAUAAGAACUGUGAUAAUUUUGAUGGUGACGAUGACUUAGAGGAUGAAUCAUUAAUUAUCAAACCAAGUGUGACUUUUAAAUCAAAGAAAAACAAAAGUCAGAGAAAUUUAAGAAAGAAAGAAACAGAAGAUGAUGAUUGAGAAUAUAACUCUUUGUACAUUACCUAUCCCAGGGUAAUAAUCAUUCAAAAGUAAUACAGUUUUUAUCUAAAAGUGAAUUUUACUGAGGGGAAUAAAGAUGCCUUUGUUUAACUUCUUUGGCUCACUUUCCAUACAAGUUUUAAUUAUCUUUAAUGCAUUAAAAGAUUGUUUAGGAAA
Messenger RNA from Pecten maximus, 1099 nucleotides. RefSeq lists its product as uncharacterized. The record is from RefSeq and is a predicted model, not a curated record. Bases 77 to 922 code for a protein of 281 amino acids. The transcript is spliced from 2 exons. Lineage: Eukaryota; Metazoa; Mollusca; Bivalvia; Pectinida; Pectinidae.